Cajanus cajan (pigeon pea) is the source of this 1182-nucleotide messenger RNA. The record is from RefSeq and is a predicted model, not a curated record. Lineage: Eukaryota; Viridiplantae; Streptophyta; Magnoliopsida; Fabales; Fabaceae.
AUGGAAAUUUUGGAUUUGUCAAAUAAUCAAAUAAUGGGACAACUCCCCGACUGUUGGGAACAUCUAAAUUCCAUACGAUAUCUUGAUUUGAGCAAUAAUAAAUUGUCAGGGGAGAUACCACAAUCCAUGAGUACUCUUGCUAAUUUAGAAGCUUUGGUCUUAAGAAACAACAGUUUAACUGGAGAUCUACCAUUCACAUUGAAGAACUGCAGUCGUUUAAAUAUAUUAGAUGUGAGUGAAAAUUUGUUGUCUGGUCCAAUUCCUUCAUGGAUUGGAGAAAAUUUACAACAAUUGGAAAUCUUAAGCUUUCGAUUAAAUCGCUUCAUUGGAAAUGUUCCUGUACAUCUCUGUUAUUUGAGCCAAAUUCGUCUUUUGGACCUUUCAAGGAAUAUUUUGUCAGGAGGAAUUCCUACAUGUCUGGAGAAUUUUACUGCAUUGAUGGAAAGGGAAGUAAUAACAAGAGAGAUGGUUAGGGAUCGACAAAUGACAUCUAGAGUGACAUACUAUCAAAUUUAUGACUCUAACGUGUUAUUGAUGUGGAAAGGUCAGGAAUAUGUGUAUUGGAAUCCUGAGAUUCUUCUAAAGAGCAUUGAUCUCUCAAGUAAUGACUUAACAGGUGAAAUACCAAAAGAGAUUGGAUAUUUACAUGGAUUAGUUUCUUUAAAUUUAUCAAGAAACAAAUUAGAUGGAGAAAUUCCUUCUGAAAUGGGGAAUUUAAAUUGGCUUGAAUUUCUAGACAUGUCAAGAAAUCAUUUCUCUGGCAAAAUUCCGUCUACUCUUUCCAAAAUUGAUCGUCUUGCCAUGUUGGACUUAUCAAACAAUGAUCUUAUUGGAAGAAUUCCCUGGGGAAGACAAUUGCAAAACUUUGAUGCCUCUAGUUUCGAAGGAAAUAUUGGUCUUUGUGGUGAACAAAUUAACAAAAGUUGUCCUGGAGACGGGGAAAUAGUACAGCCUCGAGGACAUGAAUUGCAUAGUGAAGAUGACAAUUCAGUUUUCCAUGAAGCAUUAUAUAUGAGCUUGGGGCUAGGAUUCUUCACAGGCUUUUGGUGCUUAAUGGGGUCAAUACUACUUUGGCAACAAUGGAGAAAUGCUUACCUGAGAUUCUUGAACAAUCUGACUGACUAUAUAUUUCUAAUGGUUCAACUGAAGGCAACUAAAUGCCAUAGGUGGCUCAAAGGCUAG